UUACUCUCUUUAAAAUUAAUGAGUUAACAGGGCAGUGAAUCGAACAAAUAAUAAUUGCAACGUGAAGGAAACUUCAGACACGGGCUCACAAGUUAAAAAAUGCAAAAUCUAUUACAGAGCGCACAAUGAGAGGCAGUGAAUGUCAGUUUACACCUCGGUACUAAAAUCAGCAAGGCAGUCCCACAUCCAGGACUGGUAAGCCAGCAAGUAUGUACACCGAGCGUCGCACAGAGAAGCCCUUUCAUUUCGGAGGAAUGUUCCGAUCCUUGUGCAAAAGGAAAAUAAAUUGAGCAGUUCGCGUGUCUCGCAGCCUCCUGUCAGCCGGGCAUCCUCUGCCGAUCUGCCGUGCGUGGACCGCGGCUGCAACGGUGAAUAACUCCAUUUAAGUUCCUGGUGUGUUGGCGGUGCUGCCUUGCAUGUUAAUGCAGACAGUGAGAGAGGGGGAGAGAGAGAGAGAGAGAUUCGCGGGAUGUGAUUGAUGCAGUCGAACUACCUUGGUGCUGGAGGAUUGGAUUGUGUGCCUUUGGGCUGCUCUGCGGUUUCCCCAGAGCCAGCGGCGGGGACAGAGUGGGCGAGCCUGUGUUACACAGAUUUGAACUUCGCUCACUCGCCUUCCCUCCCCCCUGAUUCUCAUGCUGAUUUUCCCCCCUCUUUUGUGUGCGGGACCUUUGGUGGGGGUGGGUGGGGGGGAAAGGCCAGAAGGCUAUUGAUUCCCAUCUUUCCACCCACCCCACCCCCACUCCCCCUGUGAUCGGGUUAAAUGAAACCAGUAACAGCAGAAGACAGACACCCAGCUGCCCCGAAGGCAUCGAUCGCAGCGCCGGAGCGCCGAGUUUUAAGGUGUAACUGUAUCAUUCGGACUCAAGUUGCCUGGGAGAUAUAUUCCGCUCAAGGAGGUCUUUGUUUUGGCUGACUUCCCAACAUUUGAACUCACAGCUGCCCCCUCCAACAACUUCAUCUUGUGGGACAAUGUUACUUGGUUCCACGGGCCAAAGCAAUAGUCUUUUAGCUUCUCUGCAGCUGCAGGGAAGAACCAUGCAGCCAGCCCUCGACAUCAAACACUUCCUACCUUUUCGUCUCAGCACCCCCUCGCCAGUCGGACUAUUCCCCAACUUCAACACAAUGGAUCCAGUGCAAAAGGCUGUAAUAAACCACACGUUUGGCGUAACACUGCCACCGAAAAAGAAGCACGUCAUCUCUUGCAACGUAUGCCAUCUGAGAUUCAACUCAGAGAACCAAGCCGAGGCUCACUACAAGGGUCACAAACACGCUCGGAAGCUGAAAGCACUCGAAGCGCUGAAAAAUAAGCAGAAAGCCGCCGCCGCCGCCAAGGAGGACAGCGUGACGCAGCCCCUUCACAACCUUGACGACAUCAUCAGCGAGCCAGAGAAAACAGAAGAUUUAACUCCAGCACCCAGCGUGGAGAAAACUGAAAACGACUCUACCUCACUGGUCCACGUUUCCAAGAUGUUUGUGGUGGAGACUGCUAGUAACAAGACCUCAGCCACGCUCCCCUGCCCAGAGGCCACCAACGGCAGCUCGGAGAAUGGCGUGGACACCUCCUCGCUGGUGCCCGCCGCGGAGAUCGUCAGGAGCGGGGGCACCAGCAGCGUCAGCUCCGUCCCCGAGAGCGAGAAGGAGGGGGAGAAGGUGAAGCAGCAACUGUACUGUACAUGUUGCAAAGUGACUGUGAACUCCACAUCACAACUCGAGGCACACAACAAUGGGUCCAAGCAUAAAUCAGUGCUACAAGGGCAGAACAGCCACAACAGGAGGAGCAGGCUGAGACUGUUCCCACGGACAUUGUACAAAACCAAACGCAUUGGCAACAAGGGGAGCAUCGGCAUCCAGAGCAAGGCUUUCCACUGUAACAUCUGUGAAAUCUACGUCAACUCCGAAACCCAACUCAAGCAGCAUAUGACCAGCAGAAGACACAAGGAGCGGCUGACAGGAAAGACGUCCAAGCCCAAAUACAGCCCUUAUGCCAAGCUGCAACAGACUGCUGUGUUGGCGACAAAGCUGGCUUUUCAGAAGCAUCUCACAAAACCAAUAGCAACCGGUUUCUUACCUAACCCUUUAACAGCAGCCGCUGUCUGCGCUAUGCCAAAUCUCAGUUUUCGACCGACCACACUCUUCCAGACACCAUUUCUCGGACCAGCCUUUUUCAGAGCGACCCCAGGCCCUCUGCGGGCAACACAUACACCUUUUCUUUUUGCACCGUAUUGACUUCAGGGUUCAAAACAGUACAGACAUUUUGGAGAAUAAAAGGGAACUAUGCAGUCGUAAAUGUGAACAUUAUGUUAUGCACGGCAGAGUUCUGCCUCCUUGCUUUAACAUCUAGAAUCGGCAGUUUUAUACUGCAAAUAUAUUUAGAUGAACGUCAUAUUAAGAGAAUAUGGUUUCAGUAACAAAAGACUAUUACAGAGCUGAUGUAGAUGUGUGUAGAGUCCUGGUAGAACCAUGGUUUACCGGCCUUUUUUGCACAAUAUUUUUGUGAGUUCUUUAAAAUGUCAGUCGUUAGCAAAAGGUAUUCUGUGCGAGGGCGGGGUUUUUUUUUAUAGGGGAAAACAAGAAAGAAAAAUAUGAAAAAAGAACUCUCUGAAAUCAAAAUGGUUGACGAAAAAUCAGCGGCAUCAGGCUUGCAGCAAUCAAAGGAAUAAAGAUGUAUUCAAUUCGUAGAACGAGCAUGGCUCCUGGGUCAACCCCCCCCCCCCCCCCCCCCCCCCCCCCCCCCCUCCGUUUGGGUCGAUAACAUAGAGGAUAUGAAACUUCAGCCUCAUUGGAGUUCGUUUGUGACACAGAUUUCAGAGGGUGGCAACACCAAGAAGUCUAGUGGCUUGAUGGCGAUACCCUGAAGCCUAGUGUUCUAGCUGACUUUUCUCUCUGCUGGACCUUCAUCGAUCACUUACGAUCACCCCUCAUCCGGGGAGCUCCGGAGUUACCAAGCCCAAUUGCAAAGACUGGAAGUGGAAAGCACGGAUUUAUCGCCUGAGAGAUUUCAGGGGAUUCAUCUAUUUUGGAAUUUUAAAAAGCACACUGUCCACGUGUACUGGGUUUGUGAUGCCUGCUCUCACAGACGUAACAAGGAAAUAACGGAGAAAGGUGCCAUCAAAUAUGUUCCGACCAGGGAGAUUACUAGAUUACCGCUGUUUUUAAUAAAUUCUAUUUAAAAGAUCCGAAUAAUAAUCCAAGCGAAUUCUUUACUUAAGACAUUGGUCUAUGUUUUGUGUCAAUCAUGCCUUUUAGUUUUUGUGCAGAUUUUAGAGCUUAUGUUUCAAUGUUAAAUAUUUUCGGAAACUCUGCCUCGUGGAGGCAAAUUUGUAUCGGUAGAAUGGUGAUAAAUUGAGCUCAAAUCCAGAUGCAUGGAUCCAGACAUAUUAGACUAUGAUUGCUAGUCUCACCAUCGGUUCCCCUUACCCCAAAACUGAACGUAAAUACUUUCAGAAUGUCUGCUUAUUUGAAAGGGACAUACACAUUUAUUUUGCAAAAGUCUUUAGAUAAUCAUUUGUAUUGUACGUGCAGCAAUAGAUAUUGUGGAGCCACAUCAAAGUUGAAUCUGAAAAAAAAGUCAUGCGUUAUUAUUUUGUGGACAUGGUUUUAAGUCAAAGGUUAAAGGUUUGGACUGCAGUCUACCUUUUCCAAGUCAGUAAAGAGAUUAUCAAAGAUGUAAUAUAUCAAAAGAACAUUUUAUUUGUACAAUUAAGAAAACGCACAGAAAAUGCUGGAGUUACGCCACGGAAGGGUCUGAAGAAGAGUCCCGACCUGAAAUAUUGUCCGUCCAUUCCUUCCACAGAUGCUGCCUGGCCUGCUGAGUUCUUCCAGCACUUCAUCUCUUAUUCUGCAGGUCAGACAACAUCUGCAGGGCGAGGGGCAGAGUCUUGUUUCAGGUCAAUGAUCUUCCAUCAGUUACUAGAAAACGUACAUGAUAUAUAUUGUAGAGCGGGAGAGGGCAGAGUGACGGGUGGAACGACUGUGGUAGAGAGGACACCAAGUUGACCAGAUGACACAAACAGCAUGCAGUUGGCUUUGACCAAGAGAGAGCACCUCAACCACUCUCUCUUCGUUCAGACUUCCACCAACUGCUGUGUUCUACAUUUACCUCCUCUCUCUGUCUCUGUUCCACACAUUUAUCUCCACUAUUUACACUUUCCCAAGCUGGUGAGCUAUGGAAAGGGAUGCAUUGCCCUCUCUCAAACAGAACCGUCAGCAAUUUGUGGCCGUUUGUUUCUCUCGGUCUCCACUCUAUCGCAGAUGUUCCGUUUGUUCUCUCAACGCCUCUUUUUCUCUGCAACAGAGACAACGCCGACACAGUGGCACAGCCGAUAGACCAACUGCCUCACAGUGCCAGAGACGCCGGUUCGAUUCUGACCUAGGGUCCUGUUUCCUCCCGGUGCUCAGUUUCUUCUCACGACCCAAAGAUUAAUUGGCUUCUGUAAAUUACCCCUAGAAUGAAUGAAUAAGUUUAUUGGCCAAGUAUUCACAUACAAGGAAUUUGCCUUGGUGCUCCGCCCGCAAGUGACAACAUGACAUACAGUGACAGUUAGGAAUGACACAUAAAACAUUAAACAUUAGGGAGUGGAAUAAAAUGUGGGAUGAUAUAAAACUCAUGUGAAUGGGUUAUCAAUGGUCGGCAUGGACUGAAGGGCCUGUUUCAAUUAUCUUUCAAUCUUUCAAAACAUCAAACACAUUGGUCUUAGAUUUAGGUUUAUUAUUGUAAAGUGUACCGAGGUACAGUGAAAAGCUUUGUUUUGCAUGCUAUCCAAACAGAUCAGAUAAUGCUAUUCCUAAAUACAAACAAGCCAAACUCAAGCACAAUAGAUAGGGCAAUUUGGAAGAUACAGAGUGCAGAAUAUAGUUCACAGUUUUGUCGUGCAUCAGUUCGAGAGAUAAUGUGUGUCAGGGGUUCUGGGGAGAAGGCAGGAGAAUGGGGUUGAGAGGGAAAGAUAGAUCAGCCAUGAUCGAAUGGCGGAGUGGACUUGAUUGGCCGAAUGCUCCUAUAACUUAUGAACGAGAACAAGGUCCAAUGUCCACAAUGGGGUAGAGGUGAAUCGGACAGUACCCGAGCUUGUGGAAGGACCGUUCAGAAGCCUGACAAUGGAAGAGAAGGAGCUCACAUCUCAGUGCUGAAAGAUCAGUGACCUGAAACGUUACCUCUAAUGUCCCCACAGGUGCUGCCUGAACUCCCGAGCACCUCCAGCAUUUUUCACUCUUAUUUCAGAUGCUCAGCACAUGUAGCUUUUUUUUUUUUUCGCUUUCCAAUUUUAGUUGUGCAGUUCGGUCUUCCAGCUGUUACCAGUUUGAUAACGUUUGAGAGUUUCCACUUGCCUGGUUUUCUGUGCGGAAGAGUGUGGACUUGCUGGGAACAGCUGUUACAUUGUCUUCCUAAACCAUAUGAAAUUAUCUCAAGAGUACGCAGGCAUCAAGUGUCAUGAAGAAAGCUACCUGCCUAUUGCCUUCCCAGUUAUGUUUGGUUGAAGGCAAAACUUGAGUGAGAACGUUAUUUCUUUAUACUUCAUUAGCAAGCAGCCUCUAAUGUUUUAUCAUUCACCAGCUGAGAAUUUUGACCUUGGAAAGAUUUUCGCUUGGGCAACGGUUGGCAUUUAGCAAGGGGCAUUAUUCAGCCUCUGUGUAAAUAUAUUGCAAGAAAUGAACUGAUUAUUAGUUUCAUAUAAAAGGUAAUUGGAUUUAUGAACAAAUCAUCAGUUUAAUGUUGCCCUUGUAUGAAAUAUACAAAAGGAACAGGAUGUCUUAAACGUGGACAAAGUCCCGCCCCUUCGGUUCUCGCCUUUUUCUUUCUUCAAAUGUGCGUCAGGAAAUGUCCUUCUACAAUCACAGAUAUACCUGCAAACUCCUCAAUGUGAAAUUGAAAUAAAUACUGUGAAUACCA
This is a messenger RNA of Leucoraja erinaceus (little skate), 5887 nucleotides long. It is a transcript of the gene znf385c, whose product is annotated as zinc finger protein 385C. The transcript has 8 exons. Lineage: Eukaryota; Metazoa; Chordata; Chondrichthyes; Rajiformes; Rajidae. Bases 970 to 2226 code for a protein of 418 amino acids. Gene Ontology annotation, molecular function: nucleic acid binding; zinc ion binding. Gene Ontology annotation, cellular component: nucleus. The record is from RefSeq and is a predicted model, not a curated record.